UUGGGGUCUGUUUGGAGGUUUCCCGUAAGAUUCUUCACUUAGAGGACACUUUUGAAGAUCCAAACCAAUCCCAUAAGGCCAUAAAUACAUACAUACCCUCUUUCACAGUCUUACCCAUUCCUUCACAAUUAGGUUUUCUUCUUCUUGUUCUUCAUCCAUGUCUCUCUGUUUCUCAAGCUUUUGCACCUCACCCACUUCCAUAGUUGGGUUCUGAACCAAAGUUUGAGUCUUGGUUUGGAUUUGGUGGUAAAGUUUGAGUCUUGGGGUGGAUCAGAGAUCGAAUUUGGGGGAGAAAUCAGAGGCGUUUGGUUGACUUUUUGGAACAGAGAGUUUGAUCAGUGAGAAAAGUUUUCAGAUUUCGUGGAAUGGUGCAUGAGGAUAAUAACAGUGUGUGUGAAUUAAAGUGAAAAGCUUUUGGGGUUUUGGGAUUUGAAGUCUGGGGUUUUGGUUUUCAGGGGACUUGCAUGUGUAAACUUUAAAAGGGUCCUCUGCUCAGCUGUGGAGGAUCCCCUAUUGUACUAAGCAAUACCAACAAAAAAAAACAGGGGUUGGGGAUUUGAUGUUGGAUUUGAAAAGAGAUAGUGGAUUGUGAUAAACAGUAAUUGGUUGGUGGAGUUGGGUUUUGAGUUUUCAAGUUUGUGGAUUGUUUCUGUGAAAAUAUUGUAGUAAGGUUUAUCUAAAUUGGUGGGAAAUGUUUGGUUCUGGUCACGGUACGGCCUACCAGAGCAGUGGACUUCCAGGACCCAUUUUAAUUCCGACCCGGUUCGUCUGGCCUUAUGGGGGAAGAAGGGUGUUCCUCAGUGGCUCUUUUACAAGGUGGUUAGAACAUAUACCUAUGUCUCCAAUGGAGGGGUGCCCAACUGCGUUUCAAGUUGUUUGGAACUUAACGCCUGGAUAUCACCAGUACAAGUUCUUGGUGGACGGAGAAUGGCGACAUAACGAGCAACUGCCUUUUGUCACUGGGAAUUGUGGAAUAGUGAAUACCGUCUUUCUAACUGGGGAGCCAGAUACAGUUCCUACUAGUUUCAGUCCCGAGACUUCUGGCAGAUCCAAUAUGGAUGUAGAUAAUGAAGUCUUUACGCGUAUGGAAGUAGCUCCAAGGAUCUCAGCGGCUGAAUUGGAGGUCUCUCGGCAGCGUAUAUCAGUAUUUCUAUCCACACAUACUGCUUACGAGUUGCUUCCUGAGUCAGGCAAGGUCAUUGCCUUGGAUGUCAAUUUACCAGUGAAAGAAGCAUUCCAUAUCCUACACGAACAGGGAGUACCUGUGGCUCCUCUCUGGGAUUUUGAAAAGGGACAAUUUGUAGGAGUUCUUAGCGCAUUGGAUUUCAUCUUAAUAUUGAGAGAGCUUGGGAAUCAUGGGCCAAAUUUGACGGGGGAAGAGCUGGAGACUCAUACUAUAGCAGCAUGGAAAGAGGGAAAAUUAAAUUUGAACAGACAACUUGAUGGAAAUGGGAGAUGCUAUCCGCCACAUUUGAUCUCUGCCGGGCCUUAUGAUUCUCUCAAAGAAGUUGCUGUCAGAAUUCUGCAAAACAAGGUGGCCACAGUUCCAAUUCUUCAUACUUCCUCAGAGGAUGGUUCAUUUCCACAGCUAUUGCAUCUUGCCUCCCUUUCGGGAAUAUUAAAAUGCAUAUGCAGGCAUUUCAGACAUUCUUCUACCUCCUUGCCAAUACUCCAACAUCCUAUUUCAGAAUUCCGUAUAGGUACAUGGGUUCCAAAUAUUGGGGAGUCAAAUGGAAGGCUGCUGGCUAUGUUGAGACCAAAUUCAUCUCUUGCUGAUGCCCUGUCUUUGUUGGUACAAGCUGAAGUUAGUUCAAUACCCAUAGUGGAUGACAAUGAUUCAUUGCUGGAUGUUUAUUCACGAAGUGAUAUUACUGCUUUGGCAAGAGACAAAGCUUAUGCACAGAUUCGCCUUGAUCAAUUGACUAUCCAUCAGACCUUGCAACUUGGGCAAAAUGCAAAUUCUCCUUAUGGCUUCUUCAGUGGUCAGAGAUGUCAGAUGUGUUUGCGAUCUGAUCCUCUGCAUAAAGUGAUGGAGCGGUUGGCGAAUCCAGGUGUGAGGAGACUUGUGAUCGUGGAGGCCGGAAGCAAGCGUGUAGAGGGCAUCAUUUCAUUGAGUGAUGUGUUCAGGUUCUUGCUAGGUUUAGCUUGAGUCUGCUCUGCGGCGGUGAAUUUGGAGGCCAUUUUUUUGUCCUCUGGACACUUUUUAUGUGUUACACAUGCCAAAUGGGUUCCUUUAAUCCCUCAAAAGUUAUGAGGCCUAUGUUUCUGAGCCCCACUUUAGGAUAGGAAUUUCAAGGAGAAAAAAAGAGAGAAGAAUCUGUAAUUGUGAGAUUCAAUUUUUUUCCCUUUCAUUGGUUUAAACCUAUAAUUAUCAACUUGGGUGUUAAUAUCUAGUUUGAAUGGCCUUUUUCUUUC
Molecule: messenger RNA, 2415 nt
Organism: Rosa chinensis
Lineage: Eukaryota; Viridiplantae; Streptophyta; Magnoliopsida; Rosales; Rosaceae
Product: sucrose nonfermenting 4-like protein
Exons: 13
Coding region: 692-2149 (485 amino acids)
Source: RefSeq, a predicted model, not a curated record